Symbiodinium pilosum is the source of this 510-nucleotide messenger RNA. NCBI's taxonomy places the organism in Eukaryota, Dinophyceae, Suessiales, Symbiodiniaceae. The record is from the annotation of a GenBank genome assembly.
AUGUCGAAGCUGCAGAAGCCAACGUUUUCUUCUUUUGUGUUGAACCGGUACUCUCCGGCUGCUCAAACUGUGUGGGAGUUCUGCAGAAGAUUCUGGCAGUCCUGGCAUGAUGCCUUCCAAGGCACGGGUUCGGAUGAUGAAUCGGAUUCCGAGCGCCGCAGGAAGGACUCAGACAAAGGAGUGCGCAAGCUGCUGCUAGAUCUGAGCAGCAGGAUCCAGACAGAUAUAGACAUCGAGACAAACGAGGAGUUUGAUGCCGAGAGAAUGAAAGCCUGUCUCGGAACGAUGGAAGACAGGACAUUUCUGGCCGGCAUGCUGCACCGUUUUGCGCGUGAUGACCUCAAGAGCGAUGGCGAUGCUGUAGAAGCGGCGAUACGAAUGCAUAUCCACACAGUCCCUUUGUGGAAAAAGUGGGUGUAUGCAAUACUGACUUGCGGAGUCUGGGUGUUCUUGCGCGCCUCGCUGCAGAUGAUAGGUGGCUUUUGCUUGUCAAAUGCAAUCUUGGGUUAG